AUGGCCGACACGUUGAGGAGACUGACCCACACGGCCUCCUUCAGCGUCCUGCAGGAGAAGCUGGAGGGCCUGCACAGAGACUACCAUAUUAAUUCCUGCGAUCAGAAUCUAAAUAGAUGUUGUGAGCUGAUUGAAUUAACCGCCAAGAUCCAGGGCCAACUGUUCGCCAUCCUCAACCUCGCUGCUGCUGAAGGAGGACACUAUGGUGGAGUGGACACUCUCAAGACACGCCUGCUGCCGUGGCUCGGGACCUGUUUCUCAAUGGCGAGGCCCUCUGUCUCCGAUGACACCAGCCUGCAGCUCAUCCAGGACUCGGUGGAAAAGGACCGGAGGAUCAGGGAGCUCUCUUCCUCCCACGACAGCGACAUCCAGAAGCUUUGCUCCACUCGUCUGCAGUUGGACUCCACCAGAGCAGAACUGGAAGAUGCUCAGAAGGAACUGAAUGAUACGAAGAACAAAUCAGCAACCACUCUGCUGGCCACUGAAGAUGAAAUACUGCAACUGAGAGCAGAUUUGCGAUCAGCACAUGAGCAGGUGGAAGUCUACAAGAGGAAGCUGGAGACUCUCGAUGACUAUGAGCGUCAGAUUCGCCUGCUGAGAGACGAAGUGUCCUACCUGAGCACAGACAAGGCCAUGCUGCAGGAGAGGUUGGUGAGGAGUCGUUCUCCGAGCCCGUUGCCGAGGCUCAGUCGCUCCUCCAGCCCGAUGAGGAGCGAGUCUCCCACCAGAGCUCAGCUCACCAACUCCUCCCGCUACGCCCGCCUCGUGUCACGCUUCAGUGACCUCUACGCCGUGGAGCGUCUGGAGGCCCAGAGCAUGCUUCGACGCUACAUCGAUGACUUAGAGAUGGUCCAGAAAAUCAUCUUCAUUGCUGCUGUGGAAUCCUUUAAAACAGCAAAACUGGCCUACCGUCAGUUCAAGCUGCGUGUGAGGAAGACGUUGUGCUCGUCCCACUUUGGAAUGGAGAAUCUGGAGGAUGCAGCCGUGGACUACAUCGUCAGAAACCUGGACCUGUAUGACAUUCAGACCAGCAUCAACGAUGUGAUCAACGCCAUGAACGUGAACCCUCGGAUCUCUUUCCCUCCAGAGGUGGACUUUGUCCUCAUCAGCACCCUGAUCAGGGAGGCCUGCAGGUUGGCGUUUGCCAUGCAGACGUUGGACCCACCGCUGGACUUGGCCUUUGCAAGUGAUGGAGAACUCUACGACGAAAGAAAGUAUCGUCGCAGCUAUGACUCUGAGUCGUCGGCUCCUCUGGUGAUGUACCACGUGUGGCCGUCUCUGGUGGAAGGAGACGCUGUGGUGGUGAAGGGCGAGGCUGUGACCCGACGGGGCGCUGUGUGGAGUAGAAGCAGGAGCUCCAGCCCGGUGCGAUCUCGCUCUCUCAGCCCGACUCGCACUCUUUUAUUUAACAGCAGAAGAAGUCUGUCUCCUGAUCGCCUCAAAUGUAGUCAUCUGUGA
Messenger RNA from Anoplopoma fimbria (sablefish), 1458 nucleotides. RefSeq names its product spermatogenesis associated 18 (gene spata18). The transcript is spliced from 12 exons. Gene Ontology annotation, biological process: mitophagy by internal vacuole formation; mitochondrial protein catabolic process. NCBI's taxonomy places the organism in Eukaryota, Metazoa, Chordata, Actinopteri, Perciformes, Anoplopomatidae. The record is from RefSeq and is a predicted model, not a curated record. The coding region runs from base 1 to 1458 and encodes 485 amino acids. Gene Ontology annotation, cellular component: mitochondrial outer membrane.